Acanthosepion pharaonis is the source of this 1080-nucleotide messenger RNA. Lineage: Eukaryota; Metazoa; Mollusca; Cephalopoda; Sepiida; Sepiidae. The record is from the annotation of a GenBank genome assembly.
AUGUAUUUGUUGUUCAUAUGCAUGAGACGUGUGUUCAACUACAAUCUACUACGUAGACGUAAUGUGAGAAGUGACAAUUCUUCUUCUUCUUCUUCCUUCUUCUCUUCCUCCUUCUUCGCCUUCUUCGUCGUCUUCUUUUUUCUUCUCCUUCUCUUCCUCUCUACCAAUUUCUUCUUCUUCUUCUUCUUCUUCUUCUUCUUCUUCUUCUUCUUCUUCUUCUUCACUCCCUUCUCCUCUCGUUAUUCUUCUUCUUUUCUCCCUAGUCCUCCUCCUUUUUCUUCUUCACUUCUUUCUUUCUUCUUCAUCACUCCUUUUUCCUCUCCUUCGACUUCUUCUUUUCUCCCCCCUCCUCCUACUCCUCCUCCUUUUUCUUCUUCUUCACUUCCUCCUUUCUUUAUUCUUCUCUUUUAUCUCCGCCUCCUUUUUCUUCUUCUUCUCUUCCUACUUCUCUUCCCCUCCUUCUUCUUCUUCGUCUACCAACUUCUUCUUUUCCUCCUACUCUUCAUUCUACUUCUCCACUUCCUCCUCCUCCUCCUCCUCUUGUCUUCUGCUUCUUUGUUUACUCUGUCACUGUUUGAUUUCUUCUUUUUACUUUUUCUUCAAAAUUUAUUUACUCUUGUUUUUCUCCUUCAUUUUCUUUCUUUCUUUCUUUCUUUCUUUCUUUCUUUCUUCUUCAUCACUCCCUUCUCCUCUCCUUCGUCUUCUUCUUUUCUCCCCCCUCCUCCUACUCCUCCGCCUUUUUCUUCUUCUUCACUUCCUCCUUUCUUUUUUCUUCUCUUUUAUCUCCGCCUUCUUCUUCUUCUUCUUCUUCUUCUUCUUCUUCUUCUUCUUCUUCUUCUACCAACUUUUUCUUUUCCUCCUACUCUUCAUUCUUCUUCUCCACUUCCUCCUCCUCCUCUCGUCUUCUGCUUCUUUGUUUACUCUGCCACUGAUUUCCUCUUUUUACUUUUUCUUCAAAAUUUAUUUACUCUUGUUUUUCUUCAUCAUUUUCUUUCUUUCUUCUUUCUUCUUCUUCUUCUUCUUCUUCUUCUUCUUCUUCUUCUUCUUAUUAUUAUUAUUAUUAUUAUUAUGUUGUCCUAA